Molecule: messenger RNA, 12839 nt
Organism: Rattus rattus (black rat)
Lineage: Eukaryota; Metazoa; Chordata; Mammalia; Rodentia; Muridae
Gene: Herc1
Product: HECT and RLD domain containing E3 ubiquitin protein ligase family member 1
Exons: 68
Coding region: 161-12385 (4074 amino acids)
Molecular function (GO): protein binding; ubiquitin-protein transferase activity
Source: RefSeq, a predicted model, not a curated record
UUACGUCUUUCCCUUUGACAAGUCGCCGCCGCUGCAGCAAAAAUAUAAAGGACGCGGCUAGCGCAGCCGCUGGCCAGCCGGGUGCCGGGUGCUGGAGCCGCACCCUACCGCCGCCAGCUCCCGAUCUGCUCACGAACUAAUGGCUGAAGAGUAAAUCAACAUGGCGACUAUGGUUCCACCAGUGAAACUGAAAUGGCUCGAACACCUGAAUAGCUCCUGGAUCACAGAGGACAGCGAAUCUAUUGCUACAAGAGAGGGAGUUACUGUUUUGUAUUCUAAACUGGUCAGCAAUAAGGAAGUAGUACCUUUGCCUCAACAGGUUUUAUGCCUCAAAGGACCACAGUUGCCUGACUUUGAACGUGAGUCUCUUUCAAGUGAUGAACAGGACCAUUAUUUGGAUGCCCUUCUUAGCAGCCAGCUAGCACUAGCAAAGAUGGUAUGUUCAGAUUCUCCAUUUGCGGGGGCGCUACGAAAACGACUGCUUGUACUCCAGCGUGUCUUUUAUGCACUUUCUAAUAAGUACCAUGACAAAGGCAAAGUGAAACAGCAGCAGCAUUCUCCAGAGAGCAGCUCUGGUUCAGCAGAUGUCCAUUCUGUCAGUGAACGUCCCCGAUCAAGCACUGAUGCACUUAUAGAGAUGGGUGUUCGAACUGGUCUAAGUUUAUUAUUUGCACUUCUGAGACAGAGUUGGAUGAUGCCUGUGUCGGGACCUGGUCUCAGUCUCUGCAACGACGUUAUUCAUACUGCAAUUGAAGUCGUGAGCUCUUUGCCUCCAUUGUCUUUAGCAAAUGAAAGCAAGAUUCCUCCUAUGGGCUUGGACUGCUUAUCACAAGUCACAACAUUUCUUAAAGGAGUAACUAUUCCCAAUUCUGGGGCAGACACUUUAGGUCGUCGAUUAGCUUCUGAGUUGCUGCUUGGCUUAGCAGCUCAGAGAGGCUCUUUGAGAUAUCUUCUUGAAUGGAUAGAAAUGGCUUUGGGGGCUUCAGCAGUUGUAUAUACUAUGGAGAAAAACAAACUACUAUCAAGCCAGGAAGGAAUGAUCAGCUUUGACUGCUUUAUGGCUAUAUUAAUGCAGAUGAGGCGUUCUUUGGGUUCAUCUGCUGAUCGGAGUCAGUGGAGAGAACCAACUAGAACAUCUGAAGGCUUAUGUUCACUCUACGAGGCAGCUUUAUGUCUUUUUGAAGAGGUUUGUAGAAUGGCUUCUGACUACUCAAGAACAUGUGCUAGCCCAGAUAGCAUCCAGACUGGUGAUGCUCCCAUUGUUUCUGAAACCUGUGAGGUCUAUGUUUGGGGCAGCAACAGCAGCCAUCAGUUGGUAGAAGGCACACAGGAGAAAAUACUACAACCCAAACUGGCUCCUAGUUUUUCUGAUGCUCAGACCAUUGAAGCUGGACAGUAUUGCACUUUUGUCAUUUCUACAGAUGGCUCGGUCAGAGCUUGUGGUAAAGGCAGCUAUGGGAGACUGGGCCUCGGAGAUUCCAAUAAUCAGUCUACCUUAAAAAAGUUGACUUUUGAGCCUCACCGGUCCAUUAAGAAAGUUUCAUCAUCUAAAGGCUCUGAUGGUCACACUUUAGCUUUUACCACAGAAGGUGAAGUCUUCAGCUGGGGAGAUGGAGACUAUGGGAAACUAGGACAUGGGAAUAGUUCAACCCAGAAAUACCCCAAGCUUAUCCAGGGCCCACUACAGGGAAAGGUAGUUGUCUGCGUAUCAGCUGGAUACAGACAUAGUGCUGCUGUCACAGAGGAUGGUGAAUUAUAUACAUGGGGUGAAGGAGAUUUCGGAAGAUUAGGUCAUGGUGACAGUAACAGCCGUAACAUUCCAACGUUAGUAAAAGACAUUAGCAAUGUUGGAGAGGUUUCCUGUGGAAGUUCACAUACGAUCGCUUUGUCCAAAGAUGGAAGAACUGUGUGGUCUUUUGGAGGAGGAGACAAUGGUAAACUUGGCCAUGGUGAUACCAACAGAGUAUAUAAACCUAAAGUUAUUGAAGCUUUACAAGGAAUGUUUAUUCGCAAAGUUUGUGCUGGGAGCCAGUCUUCACUUGCUUUGACAUCAACAGGGCAGGUUUAUGCUUGGGGCUGUGGGGCUUGUCUAGGUUGUGGCUCUUCAGAAGCUACUGCUUUGAGACCCAAGCUCAUUGAAGAAUUGGCUGCCACAAGAAUAGUUGAUAUUUCUAUUGGAGAUAGUCAUUGUUUGUCUCUCUCUCAUGAUAAUGAAGUUUAUGCUUGGGGCAAUAACUCCAUGGGACAGUGUGGCCAGGGAAAUUCAACAGGUCCUAUUACUAAACCAAAGAAAGUGAGUGGCUUGGAUGGCAUAGCUAUUCAGCAGAUCUCAGCUGGAACAUCACAUAGUUUGGCAUGGACUGCUCUCCCUAGGGACAGACAAGUUGUUGCAUGGCACAGACCUUAUUGUGUAGAUCUUGAAGAGAGUACCUUCUCACAUCUGCGAUCUUUUCUUGAGAGAUACUGUGAUAAAAUAAACAGUGAAAUUCCCCCACUUCCUUUCCCGUCAUCUAGGGAACACCAUAAUUUUCUUAAGCUGUGCCUGAAGUUGCUUUCAAAUCACCUUGCUCUGGCCCUUGCGGGAGGGGUAGCUACCAGUAUUCUUGGGAGACAGGCAGGACCACUUCGAAAUUUGCUCUUCAGGCUGAUGGACUCAACUGUCCCAGAUGAAAUCCAAGAGGUGGUAAUUGAAACACUCUCAGUGGGAGCAACCAUGCUGUUACCUCCAUUACGAGAACGGAUGGAAUUACUUCAUUCUCUUUUACCCCAAGGACCUGAUAGAUGGGAAAGCUUAUCCAAAGGACAGAGAAUGCAACUGGAUAUAAUUCUGACAAGUUUACAGGAUCAUACACACGUAGCCUCCCUUCUUGGCUAUAGCUCACCUUCUGAUGCUGCUGACCUUUCGACUGUGUGCAUGGGAUAUGGAAACCUGUCAGAUCAGCCAUAUGGUCCUCAGACCUGCCAUCCAGACACUCAUCUGGCCGAAAUUUUAAUGAAGACUCUCUUAAGAAAUUUAGGGUUUUAUACGGAUCAAGCAUUUGGAGAGCUAGAAAAGAAUAGUGAUAAAUAUCUUCUUGGAACAUCAUCUUCAGAGAACAGUCAGCCUGCUCAUCUUCAUGAGCUACUGUGUUCAUUACAGAAACAACUGCUUGCUUUUUGCCACAUUAAUAACAUUACUGAGAACUCAAGCAGUGUGGCAUUGCUUCAUAAACAUCUUCAGCUCCUGCUGCCUCAUGCCACAGAUAUUUAUUCACGUUCUGCGAAUUUGCUUAAAGAAAGUCCUUGGAAUGGCAGUGUUGGAGAAAAAUUAAGAGAUGUGAUCUAUGUGUCAGCUGCAGGCAGUAUGCUCUGUCAGAUUAUCAACUCCCUACUGUUGCUCCCGGUGUCAGUGGCUCGUCCUUUAUUGAGUUACCUCCUCGACCUCUUGCCACCUCUUGAUUGCCUUAACAGACUCCUGCCAGCUGCUGCUCUUUUAGAAGAUCAAGAAUUACAGUGGCCUCUUCAUGGGGGGCCAGAAGUAAUUGACCCAGCUGGGGUGCCAUUACCUCAGCCAGCUCAAUCUUGGGUAUGGCUUGUGGAUCUGGAAAGAACAAUUGCUCUCCUCAUUGGGCGAUGUCUUGGUGGCAUGCUUCAAGGCUCCCCUGUGUCUCCAGAGGAACAGGAUACUGCAUAUUGGAUGAAAACACCACUUUUCAGUGAUGGUGUGGAAAUGGACACCCCUCAGUUGGAUAAAUGUAUGAGCUGCCUGUUAGAAGUAGCUCUUUCAGGAAAUGAAGAACAGAAGCCUUUUGAUUACAAAUUGCGGCCUGAAAUUGCUGUCUAUGUAGACUUGGCAUUGGGUUGCUCUAAAGAGCCUGCCAGAAGCCUUUGGAUCAGCAUGCAGGACUAUGCUGUCAGUAAAGAUUGGGACAGCGCAACUUUAAGUAAUGAGUCACUCUUGGACACUGUGUCUAGAUUUGUUCUUGCAGCACUCCUCAAACAUACAAACUUACUUAGUCAAGCAUGUGGAGAAAGCCGAUACCAACCUGGUAAAAGCUUAUCAGAAGUGUAUCGUUGUGUAUACAAAGUUCGAAGUCGUUUACUUGCUUGCAAGAACCUUGAACUUAUUCAAACCAGGUCAUCAUCACGAGACAGAUGGAUCUCAGACAACCAAGACUCUGCAGAUGUUGAUCCUCAAGAGCAUUCCUUUACCCGGACCAUUGAUGAAGAAGCUGAAAUGGAAGAGCUGGCGGAGAGAGACAGGGAGGAUGGCCACCCAGAGCCAGAAGAUGAGGAAGAGGAACGGGAGCAUGAAGUAAUGACUGCUGGCAAAAUCUUUCAGUGUUUCCUCUCAGCCCGAGAAGUAGCUCGUAGCCGAGACCGAGAUAGAAUGAGCAGUGGGGCAGGGCCUGGGGUCCGAGCUGAUGACCCUCCUCCACAGCCUCAGCAAGAACGACGGGUCAGCACAGACCUUCCCGAGGGGCAGGACGUGUACACUGCUGCCUGCAACUCUGUGAUCCACCGUUGUGCACUCCUAAUACUAGGAGUGAGUCCUGUGAUUGAUGAGCUUCAGAAGCGAAGGGAAGAAGGGCAGUUGCAGCAGCCUUCUGUGAGUGUCUCUGAAGGCACUGGACUCAUGACCAGGAGUGAAAGUCUCACUGCUGAGAACCGCCUAGUUCAUGCAAGUCCAAGUUACAGACUGAUCAAAUCAAGGAGUGAAUCUGAUUUGUCUCAGCCUGAAUCAGAUGAAGAGGGUUAUGCACUGAGUGGCCGACGAAAUGUUGACUUGGAUUUGGCAUCAUCUCAUAGGAAGAGAGGUCCUAUGCAUAGUCAAUUAGAAUCUCUGAGUGACUCUUGGACUCGCCUGAAACAUACCAGAGAUUGGUUCUACAAUUCUUCUUACUCCUUUGAGUCUGAUUUUGACCUUACCAAGUCUUUGGGAGUUCACACAUUGAUUGAAAAUGUUGUAAGUUUUGUGAGUGGAGAUGUAGGGAAUGCUCCAGGUUUCAAGGAGCCUGAAGAAAGUAUGUCUACAAGUCCCCAGGCCUCCAUCAUUGCAAUGGAGCAGCAACAGCUAAGGGCAGAGCUUCGUUUGGAGGCACUUCACCAGAUCCUCACUCUAUUGUCUGGCAUGGAGGAAAAGGGUAACAUCUUGCUGACAGGAAGCAGGUCAAGUUCAGGCUUCCAGUCAUCCACCCUGCUCACGUCUGUGAGACUGCAGUUUCUGGCAGGGUGUUUCGGUUUAGGCACUGUUGGACACACAGGAGCCAAAGGAGAGAGUGGCCGAUUGCAUCACUAUCAAGAUGGGAUCAGAGCAGCAAAAAGAAAUAUUCAGGUUGAAAUCCAGGUGGCUGUUCAUAAGAUUUAUCAGCAAUUGUCUGCUACUUUGGAGAGAGCCCUUCAAGCAAAUAAGCAUCACAUUGAAGCCCAGCAACGUCUUCUUUUGGUUACAGUUUUUGCCCUCAGCGUUCAUUAUCAGCCAGUCGAUGUUUCUUUGGCAAUUUCCACUGGUCUGCUGAAUGUAUUGUCACAGUUAUGUGGGACAGACACCAUGUUAGGUCAGCCCCUGCAGUUGUUGCCAAAGACCGGAGUUUCCCAGCUUAGCACAGCUUUGAAAGUGGCCAGUACAAGGUUGCUCCAGAUUCUAGCCAUCACCACUGGAACUUAUGCUGAUAAACUGAGCCCCAAAGUAGUUCAGUCCUUGUUGGAUCUACUCUGUAGUCAGCUGAAGAAUUUAUUGUCCCAAACUGGUGUACUAUUUAUGGCCUCUUUUGGAGAAGGGGAAGAGGGUGAAGAAGAAGACAAAAAAGUUGACUCCAGUGGAGAAGCUGAGAAGAGAGAUUUCAGAGGUAGUAUAAGCUCUUUUUGUUUUUUCAUUAUGUGUAGAUACUUGUGUCUCCAUCGUGUGCAUAUGGUAAGAAUAUUGGCUUCUUUCUGUUGUGCUAUGAAAGGAUUCUUGAUUGUUUGCAACCUCCUUUCUCUAUAUAUACAUAUGAAAACCUAUUUUGUUCUUGUUUCUGCUUCAGCCUUGUCAGACCCAAGCAGCAGACUUUCGACGUCCCCACCUCCCCCAGCAAUUGCAGUUCCCUUACUGGAAAUGGGCUUCUCUCUCCGACAGAUUGCCAAAGCCAUGGAAGCUACAGGUGCUCGAGGAGAGGCUGAUGCCCAGAAUAUCACUGUUCUUGCUAUGUGGAUGAUAGAGCACCCUGGGCAUGAGGAUGAGGAGGAGCCCCAGUCAAGCAGCACAGCAGACUCCAGACAUGGAACAGCAGUUCUGGGAAGUGGUGGGAAAUCAAAUGACCCUUGUUAUUUGCAGUCACCUGGAGACAUACCAUCAGCUGAUGCUGCUGAAAUGGAGGAAGGUUUUAGUGAAAGCACUGAUAAUCUGGAUCAUACAGAGAAUGCAGCUUCUGGAAGUGGACCACCAACUAGAGGUCGCUCAACAGUAACAAGAAGGCACAAAUUUGACUUAGCAGCUCGCACACUGCUUGCAAGAGCAGCGGGGUUAUACCGCUCUGUGCAGGCUCACAGGAAUCAAAGUCGGAGAGAAGGAAUAUCUUUGCAGCAAGACCCAGGGGCGUUGUAUGACUUUAAUUUAGAUGAGGAAUUGGAAAUUGAUCUUGAUGAUGAAGCAAUGGAAGCUAUGUUUGGACAAGACCUGACCAGUGACAAUGAUAUUCUGGGAAUGUGGAUCCCAGAGGUACUGGAUUGGCCUACCUGGCAUGUUUGUGAGUCUGAAGAUAGGGAAGAAGUGGUCGUUUGUGAACUUUGUGAAUGCAACGUUGUCAGCUUCAACCAGCACAUGAAGAGAAAUCACCCUGGCUGUGGGCGCAGUGCAAACCGCCAGGGGUAUCGCAGCAAUGGCUCCUAUGUGGAUGGCUGGUUUGGUGGUGAAUGUGGGAGUGGAAAUCCAUACUACCUGCUGUGUGGCAGCUGCAGGGAGAAGUACUUAGCCCUCAAGACCAAGACCAAGACUACAAAUUCUGAAAGGUACAAGGGACAAGCUCCAGAUCUAAUUGGCAAGCAGGACAGUGUGUAUGAAGAAGACUGGGACAUGUUAGAUGUUGAUGAAGAUGAAAAACUAACAGGUGAAGAAGAAUUUGAAUUGCUUGCUGGACCACUUGGUUUAAAUGACCGGCGAAUUGUGCCAGAACCAGUUCAGUUCCCUGACAGUGACCCACUGGGAGCAUCAGUAGCAAUGGUCACAGCUACCAACAGUAUGGAAGAGACUCUGAUGCAAAUUGGUUGCCAUGGGUCUGUGGAAAAGAGUUCCUCUGGCAGAGUAACAUUAGGAGAACAGGCAGCAGCCCUUGCAAAUCCUCAUGAUCGAGUGGUGGCUUUAAGGAGGGUGACUGCUGCAGCUCAAGUCCUUCUGGCCAGAACCAUGGUCAUGCGAGCACUGUCUCUGCUCUCAGUCAGUGGUUCCAGUUGUAGCCUGGCUGCUGGUCUUGAGUCUCUGGGGUUAACAGAUAUCCGUACACUGGUUCGGUUAAUGUGCUUAGCUGCAGCAGGGCGAGCUGGCCUUUCUACUAGCCCUUCUGCCAUAGCCAGUACCUCAGAACGUUCACGAGGUGGACACAGCAAGGCCAGCAAGCCCAUUUCUUGCCUGGCCUACCUGAGCACAGCAGUGGGGUGCCUGGCCUCAAACACUCCAAGUGCUGCAAAGCUGCUGGUGCAGCUGUGUACACAGAACUUGAUUUCUGCUGCAACAGGUGUCAAUCUCACCACAGUCGAUGAUCCAAUUCAACGGAAGUUUCUACCCAGCUUUCUCCGUGGAAUUGCUGAAGAAAAUAAGCUUGUAACCUCCCCAAACUUUGUUGUAACUCAAGCCCUUGUGGCACUAUUGGCAGACAAAGGGGCCAAACUGAGACCUAACUAUGAUAAGACAGAAAUAGAAAAGAAAGGCCCUCUGGAGCUGGCUAAUGCCCUGGCAGCCUGCUGCCUCUCCUCUAGGCUGUCCUCACAGCAUAGGCAAUGGGCUGCUCAACAACUUGUGCGUACUCUUGCUGCACAUGACCGUGACAACCAAACGGCUCCACAAACACUCGCUGAUAUGGGAGGAGACCUCAGAAAAUGCUCUUUCAUCAAGUUGGAGGCUCAUCAGAACAGAGUAAUGACAUGUGUUUGGUGUAAUAAAAAGGGCCUCUUGGCUACCAGUGGCAAUGAUGGCACUAUUCGGGUGUGGAAUGUUACCAAGAAGCAAUACUCUCUACAGCAGACCUGCGUGUUCAAUAGGCUGGAAGGGGACGCUGAGGAAAGCCUUGGGUCACCCAGCGACCCAAGCUUCUCACCUGUUUCCUGGAGUAUCAGUGGCAAAUACCUUGCUGGGGCUUUGGAGAAGAUGGUGAACAUCUGGCAAGUUAAUGGAGGAAAAGGAUUAGUAGAUAUUCAGCCUCACUGGGUGUCUGCCCUGGCUUGGCCAGAAGAAGGUCCAGCUACAGCCUGGUCAGGAGAGUCUCCAGAAUUAUUGCUGGUGGGACGGAUGGAUGGAUCUCUAGGACUGAUUGAAGUUGUUGAUGUGUCCACUAUGCACCGCCGAGAACUGGAACACUGCUAUCGAAAGGAUGUAUCUGUCACCUGCAUUGCUUGGUUCAGUGAAGACAGACCAUUUGCAGUAGGAUAUUUUGAUGGAAAAUUGUUAAUGGGAACAAAAGAACCACUUGAGAAAGGAGGCAUUGUUCUUAUUGAUGCGCAUAAGGAAACUCUUGUUAGUAUGAAAUGGGACCCAACAGGCCAUAUUCUUAUGACAUGUGCCAAAGAAGAGAAUGUGAAACUCUGGGGGCCUGUUUCAGGAUGCUGGCGCUGUCUGCACUCACUCUGCCAUCCAUCCACUGUAAACGGCAUCGCCUGGUGCAGCCUUCCAGGGAAAGGAUCCAAGAUGCAGUUACUGAUGGCCACUGGCUGUCAAAAUGGCUUAGUGUGUGUCUGGUGUAUUCCUCAAGAUACCACACAGACCAGUAUGACCAGCUCAGAAGGAUGGUGGGACCAGGAAUCAAAUUGUCAGGAUGGCUUUAAGAAAUCGGCAGGAGCCAAGUGUGUCUAUCAGCUUCGGGGACACAUCACACCGGUUCGGACUGUGGCCUUCAGUUCCGAUGGCUUGGCCUUGGUGUCUGGUGGACUCGGAGGGCUUAUGAACAUUUGGUCUUUAAGGGAUGGCUCUGUCUUGCAAACUGUUGUGAUAGGCUCUGGAGCUAUUCAGACCACAGUAUGGAUUCCAGAAGUUGGGGUAGCUGCCUGCUCAAAUAGAUCAAAGGAUGUUUUGGUUGUGAACUGCACAGCAGAAUGGGCUUCUGCCAAUCACAUUUUAGCAACCUGUAGGACAGCCCUGAAACAACAGGGCGUUCUGGGCUUGAACAUGGCUCCCUGCAUGAGAGCGUUUCUGGAACGGCUACCCAUGAUGCUUCAAGAACAAUAUGCCUAUGAAAAGCCUCAUGUAGUUUGUGGUGACCAGCUUGUUCACAGCCCCUACAUGCAAUGUCUGGCUUCCCUUGCUGUGGGACUUCAUCUGGAUCAGCUGUUGUGUAGCCCUCCAGUGCCACCCCACCAUCAGAACUGCCCCCCUGACCCUGCAUCCUGGAAUCCCAAUGAGUGGGCCUGGUUAGAAUGCUUCUCAACCACCAUCAAGGCUGCAGAAGCCCUGACCAAUGGAGCACAGUUCCCAGAGUCAUUUACUGUCCCAGAUCUAGAGCCCGUUCCGGAGGACGAGCUAGUGCUGCUCAUGGAUAACAGCAAGUGGAUCAAUGGCAUGGAUGAACAAAUUAUGUCCUGGGCAACUUCCAGACCUGAGGACUGGCACCUGGGAGGUAAAUGUGAUGUCUACUUAUGGGGUGCUGGCAGGCACGGACAGCUGGCAGAAGCUGGGAGAAAUGUAAUGGUACCAGCGACAGCGCCUUCAUUCUCACAAGCCCAACAGGUUAUAUGUGGUCAGAACUGUACCUUUGUCAUCCAGGCCAAUGGCACGGUGUUGGCCUGUGGGGAAGGAAGUUAUGGCAGAUUAGGGCAAGGAAAUUCAGAUGACCUUCAUGUGCUGACUGUUAUUUCAGCCCUACAAGGCUUUGUGGUGACCCAGCUAGUGACUUCCUGUGGCUCAGAUGGACACUCAAUGGCCCUGACAGAAAGUGGUGAAGUCUUUAGCUGGGGAGAUGGGGACUAUGGCAAACUUGGCCAUGGCAACAGUGACAGACAGCGGCGGCCAAGGCAGAUUGAGGCCUUACAAGGAGAAGAAGUGGUGCAGAUGUCUUGUGGCUUCAAGCAUUCAGCAGUGGUAACAUCAGAUGGCAAACUCUUUACCUUUGGGAAUGGUGACUAUGGUCGUCUGGGUCUUGGAAACACCUCUAACAAAAAACUUCCAGAGAGAGUGACUGCACUGGAGGGAUAUCAGAUUGGACAGGUGGCCUGUGGGCUGAACCACACCUUGGCAGUGUCAGCAGAUGGCUCCAUGGUGUGGGCAUUUGGAGACGGAGACUAUGGUAAACUGGGCCUAGGAAACUCGACUGCAAAGUCUUCUCCUCAGAAAGUUGAUGUCCUUUGUGGAAUUGGAAUUAAAAAAGUGGCUUGUGGAACUCAGUUUUCUGUGGCUUUGACUAAAGAUGGCCAUGUGUAUACUUUUGGUCAAGACCGAUUGAUAGGCUUGCCUGAGGGGCGUGCUCGUAAUCACAAUCGACCCCAGCAAAUCCCUGUCCUGGCUGGCGUGGUCAUUGAAGAUGUGGCAGUUGGAGCUGAACACACACUUGCUUUGGCAUCAACUGGAGAUGUUUAUGCCUGGGGUAGCAAUUCAGAAGGGCAGCUUGGCCUAGGCCACACCAACCACGUUCGAGAACCAACCCUGGUAACAGUUCUACAGGGGAAGAACAUCCGUCAGAUUUCAGCUGGCCGUUGCCACAGUGCUGCGUGGACAGCCCCACCUGUCCCACCAAGAGCACCAGGUGUGUCAGUGCCUCUCCAGUUGGGCCUGCCUGACGCAGUGCCCCCACAAUAUGGGGCACUGAGAGAAGUGAGCAUUCACACUGUGCGAGCCAGGCUCCGGCUGCUUUACCACUUCUCUGACCUCAUGUACUCAUCGUGGCGGCUGCUGAAUCUCAGCCCCAACAACCAGAACAGCACAUCUCAUUACAAUGCUGGAACAUGGGGCAUUGUACAGGGACAGCUUCGGCCUCUGUUAGCUCCAAGAGUCUACACACUCCCCAUGGUGCGCUCCAUAGGGAAAACCAUGGUUCAAGGCAAAAACUAUGGACCUCAGAUUACCGUGAAGAGAAUAUCAACCAGAGGACGGAAGUGUAAACCCAUCUUUGUUCAAAUAGCAAGACAAGUGGUAAAGCUAAAUGCAUCAGACCUCCGUCUACCCUCCCGAGCAUGGAAGGUUAAACUGGUUGGAGAAGGAGCUGAUGAUGCUGGAGGAGUGUUUGAUGACACUAUCACAGAGAUGUGCCAGGAACUUGAGACUGGUAUAGUUGACCUUCUCAUACCCUCCCCCAAUGCUACUGCAGAAGUCGGUUACAAUAGAGACAGAUUCCUCUUCAGUCCCUCUGCCUGUCUUGAUGAACAUUUAAUGCAGUUUAAGUUCUUAGGAAUUUUAAUGGGGGUUGCCAUUCGUACAAAGAAGCCUCUGGACCUUCACCUGGCCCCUCUGGUGUGGAAACAGCUGUGCUGUGUCCCACUUACCCUGGAGGACCUGGAGGAAGUGGAUCUGCUUUAUGUGCAGACCCUCAACAGCAUCCUUCACAUUGAAGACAGUGGCAUUACUGAAGAGAGUUUCCAUGAGAUGAUUCCUCUUGAUUCUUUUGUUGGCCAGAGUGCCGAUGGUAAAAUGGUUCCCAUAAUCCCUGGAGGAAAUAGUAUCCCACUCACAUUUUCCAAUAGGAAGGAGUAUGUGGAGAGGGCCAUUGAGUAUCGACUUCAUGAGAUGGACCGGCAGGUGGCUGCAGUUCGAGAAGGGAUGUCCUGGAUUGUCCCUGUGCCAUUGCUGUCCCUCCUCACGGCCAAACAGCUGGAACAGAUGGUGUGUGGGCUGCCCGAGAUCUGUGUGGAUGUCCUGAAGAAGGUGGUACGCUACCGGGAGGUGGACGAGCAGCACCAGCUGGUGCAGUGGCUCUGGCGCACGCUGGAAGAGUUUUCCAACGAGGAGAGGGUGCUCUUCAUGCGCUUCGUGUCUGGGCGCUCCCGACUGCCAGCCAACACCGCCGACAUUUCCCAGAGGUUUCAAAUCAUGAAGGUCGAUAGGCCUUAUGACAGUCUGCCUACCUCACAGACCUGCUUCUUCCAGCUGCGGCUGCCCCCCUAUUCCAGCCAGCUGGUCAUGGCUGAGCGCCUGCGAUAUGCCAUUAACAACUGCCGUUCGAUUGACAUGGACAACUACAUGCUCUCAAGAAACGUGGACAAUGCGGAGGGCUCUGACACCGACUACUGACUGAUGAGGGUGCUGCCACCCACCUUCCUCAAUAAUGCUCACCUCUGAUUUGAUGUUGAUACACUUUUGUGGUAACUCCAUAGAUGCUUUAGGAACAUAAGCUGACAUAAGCAGUGGCCACGUUUAGUUACUUCAAAUGAAACAAAGAAAUUAGAUGGUUUUAUUUUUCUGUGAUUGUACAAAACAAAAAGCAGAAACAAACUGCUCGGUCAGGUUUUCCUCUGUAUUUUUGGUCACUUUGGGUAAGUUUGCAUGGAGCCAUUUUGGUGCAUUUUUAGUUGAGAAUGAUACAUUUUUGUAAGCCCACCCAGUGAACAUGAAAUUGUACAUUGUGUAUAAUUGUUCAUUAGAAAGGACAGUUUUACAUGGAUAUUCAUAUAUUUAUUUUGUUUUAGUUUGAUUCGCCUGUGCAGGGUUCCUUAUGCAGAGAAAUAAAGCAGAUUCAGGAAUCAGA